AUGAUUGAUGCCGAGAGCGCUCCCUCAAGGGCCGACUUUGAGAUAAAGAUGCUUGACUUCCGCAUUGCCAUAGAAAUAUUGUCUCUACUCGAACGCCCUCCAGUAGCCGAUGGAAAGAACAAAUCUGCAUUGAGAAAACAAGACGGAUUUUUGAAAUACUCCCCCGAGAGACCAGAACCAAAUCCACUAUAA
Molecule: messenger RNA, 192 nt
Organism: Trichoderma gamsii
Lineage: Eukaryota; Fungi; Ascomycota; Sordariomycetes; Hypocreales; Hypocreaceae
Exons: 2
Coding region: 1-192 (63 amino acids)
Source: RefSeq, a predicted model, not a curated record